Nezara viridula (southern green stink bug) is the source of this 3222-nucleotide messenger RNA. The record is from the annotation of a GenBank genome assembly. NCBI's taxonomy places the organism in Eukaryota, Metazoa, Arthropoda, Insecta, Hemiptera, Pentatomidae.
AUGUCCUGGUACCAGCACUUUCGAGACAGGCCUCGUCUCCUGUUACACCAGAGGAGCCCUGCCAUUGCCCCCUUCUAUCAUCACCUCACAGACCCAGCUUUGUCGGGUUACCACAAUACGUUCAUACUUAUCAACCUGAGGUUGAUAUUAGUAUGUGGAAAGACUGAGGAAUUUCUAUUCAAUCCCAGUGAUUCAGCUGGAGAAAUAGCUCAAUAUGUGUUUGAUAAUUGGCCAGAAGGGCCUCACAGUGAACCAACCCUGGGAGAUAAUAGAGACAAGGCUAAAUCUAUGGAAUACCACCAAUCGAUGUCCUUUCCACAUUCUUCCAUCCACCAUGCGCCGUCUAAACCCAAACCUACCAGAUCAGCCUUAACGCAAUCUUCCCACCUUUGCUUUGAUUGGGCAGAAGAAGCUGUCGCAAGAGCUGAAAUUUUAAGAUUAAUUUAUCAAGGGCGUUUCCUUCAUAGUAAUGUGACUCUUGGGGCACUUGGUCUUCCUUACGGGAGGACUACUGUCAUGCAUUUAGUCCCUAGGGAAAACCUGCCAGAACCAAAUUCUCAAGACCAGAGACAAAAAAGUAAGGGUGGUGGUAGCAGUUGCUGCUCUGCUUCAUGCAGCAUUCUCUAAACAUCAUAAUAUGUCUUCUUGAUUUCAAAAUGUGAUUUUUAACAGUUCCAUGUUUAGGGAAUGCCUUGGAUGAUAUUACCAAUGCUCCUGUUUAUUAUUAUGCUAGUUUUAACAUAUUUUUAGUGAUAUUCUUCCAAGAAGCAUCCAUGACAUAAAUUAGCACUUUUUUGAGGACUUCUAACAGCGUUAAUAUGUUGUGAUAUUCAUAUUACUAGAAAUAAAGUGAGUUGCAUUGUGGUUAAUAGUCAUCUAUAUGACUACAAAUUUUAAGAUAUUUUCUGAACAUAAUAUGGUUUUCUGACAAGGAAUUUGAGUGAAUCUCUACCAUGAUUGAUUUAAGCUCAGUAAUUUCCACUAAGUGGGCGGCAAUUAAAAGGUCACUUAACCAUAGCAAAUCUUCAUUGUUCAAGUACUUAUCUAAAAAAUAAAUGAUCAAUAAAUUUCUAAUAUCACAAGUUAGAAACUCAAAUUUCUUGCAAUUAAUGUUAAUCGUUAUUGACAAAAUUAUUUGUUGAUUCAUUGGUAGGCAUAUUUCAUCCAUUCUUAAGUAUUUCUAACUACUCAAGCAUUCCUCAAAGCAAGAAGAAAUUGUAGAAAUUAUACCAAGUUAUAUGAAAAAUAUUAACAUUGCUCUAUCUCAAGGUUGUUUGCAUAACGAUAUUUGUUAUUCUUACAACUGUGAUUACACAGAAUUAUAUAUUAUACAUAUAUAUGAAUGUUAUAAUUAUAAAAAUUGAAAUGUUGAUUUGUUUAACUCAUAUAUUUUAAAACAAACAAAUUUUAUCACAAACUGUGUAUUUUAAAAAUAGCUUAUAUGUAUUGAAAAGGAAAUAUAUUGUUAUGUGUGAUGUUUGUGCGUUAUGGCAUCCGUAUCUACAUGCAAGUUAAUGCAUGUAUGAUGAAAAAAAAUAUAUAUAAUAAAUAAAACUAAAAUGCACACAUAUUAUACCUAAUUUCCUAUAUAAAAAUGAACAAUUUUAGCUUAUAAAAUAUAAUAGAAAAAUUAUUGUAGGUUACAAGGAAAAGCCGUAUUUGAGACCAUUAAUUAUUUAUGCAUUUUAAAUUGCAUGCAAGUUCCCUAUUGAAAUGAUUAUUUUUAUUUCUUUGUAGGUUUAUUUUAUUUUUGAAUUGUCUGUUAAAAAUUAUAUUUUUUAAACAUAUUUUAAUUAUUCCAUGUUAUGAAGUAAUAUUUUUAUUUAUUAACAUAUAUAUGCAUGUUUGUGAAUAUAUACACACAUACAUGUGUAUAUGUGUGUAUUUCUUUUCAAAAUGAGGUAGCUAUUUUUAUUUCUCAGUAAAUGGAAUAUGAUUUAUUGGUUGGUCGAAAGUAAUGAGUGGUUAUUCCUGAAAACUUAUUUGUUCCCCUUAAAUAAUAGUAUAGUUUAUUUAAUGUUUUAUCCCAAUUUUAACUGUAUAUGCUCAUUAAUUAUUGCUUGUUAAUUGAAGGUGAUUAAAAAUGUUUUAUGAAAUAAAUAGUCUAUGAAAGUUUUCUACAUUUAAAAUAAAUAGAUUUUGGGGAACAAAGUGCCAUAUUUAUAUUUCUCAGAAAUAUCCUGUUAAUGAAUUGAUUAUAUGUAUAUAUUUUCUUUAAAAAUGAAAAGUUAAAUGUUUAAUUUAAUUUUAAUCCAUUUUAGAUGAUAUUUUUACAGAUACAGUAAAUGACUUAAGCUAUGUUAUGAUAAAUUUUUUUUUUAAUUAAGUACAAAUUUGACUAGUUCUACUUGCCAAGUCAUGAAACUAUUGAAUGAUAAUAUAAUUGACAUUUGUUUUAAAAAAGUAUAUUUAUUGAAAUAUACUUAUCGAUUAAUCAUUUAUUUAACCCGUGAUUAAAUUUACACUCAGCUUUGAGGCAACGUUGUUCAUAAUAGUUCUUUAAGUUGACUUUUUGUUUGUAUUAUUCAUUUUUCACAAAUUUUUACUGAUAUGCAUGUAUGAAGUUUAAAAAUUUAUUAUAAAUCAACAAAUUGCUGCCUACUUCAUAAAACAGUAUUUAAGGUGUAUUUUUGUGUUGUGAUUGUUAUUAAAAUGUAAAUAGAUAUAUUUUUACUGUUUUGUUUUAGUAUUACCUUUACUACUUAUUACUGUUCUAAAUUUCAAGAUAUUGAAAACUAUUUGUUUGCUGGUUUGAAGUCUUCUUUCAUUCAACAGACUAUGUUUUAAAUGUUUGUUUUUUUGCAGUAUUAUCUUUACUACUUAUACUCUUCUAAAUAUCUCAUAAGAUCCACAUGGGUUGUAAGAAAGUUGUGGUUUCCAAUCCCUCAAUAUAAUAAUAAAUACUCUUCUGAAGUUUAAGAUAUUGAAAACAAUGUCUGAACUGGUUUAAAGAAGUCCCCUUUUAUUUAACAGAUUAUAUAUUAAUUUUUUAUUUAUUUAUUUUUUUUUUUUGUGGUAUUAUCUUUACUGCAUAAGUUGUGGUAAGAAAGGGUUUCCAAUCCCUCAAUAUAAUAAUGAAUACUCUUCUAAAGUUAAAGAUGUUGAAAACUGUUGAUUACGUUCUUUAAAGUAGUCCCCUUCUAUUCAACAGAUUAUAUUUUUAGAUUGUUUUAUUUUAUUUAUUUAUUUUUUAAAUGAUCAAUUGAAAUACAUGCAUAUCUU